Etheostoma spectabile (orangethroat darter) is the source of this 3509-nucleotide messenger RNA. It is a transcript of the gene nek4, whose product is annotated as NIMA-related kinase 4. NCBI's taxonomy places the organism in Eukaryota, Metazoa, Chordata, Actinopteri, Perciformes, Percidae. The record is from RefSeq and is a predicted model, not a curated record. Gene Ontology annotation, biological process: protein phosphorylation. Gene Ontology annotation, molecular function: protein kinase activity; ATP binding.
GCUGGACCUUCUCACCGUCUUCGCCAGUUGCCUAGUGACGAAAAACUAUCGACUGCUGCUGAUUUCCUGCGUUUUCAAAAUCUCAUCGCUGGCACUGUGAGCUCGUGCGAAGUUUUCCAAACAGAUUGCAUGCUAUUCUCGUCUCUGCAGCUGGAGUAUGGGACGAAUAAAACUGUUAAUCUUGCCCUGAAUGUCGUGUAGCGUCAUCAGCGUUUCAGGUCGCGUUAUGCAGCGUUUUGAAGAAUGAUGAAUAGUUAUAUUUUCAUCAGAGUCGUUGGGAAAGGGAGCUAUGGGGAGGUGAACUUGGUGAAACACAAAACAGACCGAAAACAGUAUGUUAUUAAGAAGCUGAAUUUAACCACCUCCUCCAAGCGGGAAAGGCGUUCUGCAGAGCAGGAGGCGCAGCUUCUGUCCCAGUUGCGACAUCCUAACAUUGUGACAUACAGGGAGUCUUGGGAAGGAGAUGACUGCCAGCUGUACAUUGUGAUGGGUUUCUGUGAAGGUGGUGACCUUUAUCAUCGACUCAAACAGCAAAAGGGUGAACUCUUACCAGAGAGGCAGGUGGUGGAAUGGUUUGUCCAGAUAGCCAUGGCACUCCAGUACCUGCAUGAGAGGAACAUUCUUCACCGGGACCUCAAAACGCAGAACAUCUUUUUGACCAAGACCAACAUCAUCAAAGUUGGGGACCUUGGCAUCGCAAGAGUAUUGGAGAACCAGAAUGAUAUGGCCAGCACACUGAUAGGGACCCCUUACUAUAUGAGUCCAGAGCUCUUUUCUAAUAAACCCUAUAACCACAAGUCAGAUGUAUGGGCCCUGGGUUGCUGUGUGUAUGAAAUGUCCACACUGAAACAUGCCUUCAAUGCCAAGGACAUGAACUCACUGGUUUAUCGCAUUGUAGAAGGAAAGCUGCCACAGAUGCCCAGUAGGUAUGAUCCCCAGCUGGGAGAACUGAUCAGGAGCAUGCUGUGUAAAAGACCUGAAGACAGGCCUGAUGUCAAACUUAUCCUCAGGCAGCCGUACAUUAAACGACAAAUUGCCAUGUUCCUUGAGGCCACUAAAGAAAAAACAGCCAAGUCAAGAAAGAAAGCUGUGGCUGGCAGUGGUGAUUGUAGGGCCAACAGUGGAUCGCCUGUGGUGUCAUAUCUGACAAAACCUGAUCGGAGUCACCAUCCUGAAUCUCUAGCCAGGGUGAAACGGAAAGAAGAGAAAUCACAACAACAUGAAGUUCAAAACAGCGUUGCAGACUGCACUACAGUCCAAACACCUCGGUCGCCCGAAUCCUCCUCACCUGAUGCUCUCAAAUCCAGCAUCGCAUCCCUGGCAACCAUCAGCAACAUUAAUAUUGAUCUCCAACUACAGGAGGAUGAGGAGUGUGUGAAGAGACAGGUGCAGGGGCCGCAGGCAGUUGUUUCACACCACCGUGCAUGUAAUGAACGUGUGACUCACAGUGUGUACAAAGACGUUAAGGGAAUCAGGAAAUCAGAUUCUUCUCCCCCUCCUUCCCCUGUGAAGCCCCCUCUGAAGUCUGUAUCACGUGUUGGCAGUCGGGGAGCAGACGAGAGGAUGUCAUUCAAUGGAUUGGUAGACAUUCAUCCACAGGCCACACCAAACCCUGGGGAUACAUUUUCUGUCUGUGGGGAGAAACAGAUGUCAGAUGUGGAUGAUAAGGAUGAUACCAUGGAGUUACUCAAAGAGACUGGCAUGCAGAACCCGAAGCUGGAGAAAGGGGGGGCUUUUUCUAUCCUUGAGAGGAGAUCUGCACUCAAAUGCAAUACGGAAAGUAUUGAAAUAGUUGAGGAAGUGAAUAUGGAUGAUAAAAGUGACACUGUUGUCCUUCUCAAGGGAGCUCCAACACAACAUCAUACCUCAGCUAUCCAGGAAAGCCUUGAAUCUACUGAAAAGCUGUUAGAGACCUUCCCCUCACCACUGGAGCCAGUUCGGGAGGAAUCUCCCUUACCAGCCAGUAAACUGGGCAUGAUCACUCCAUGCCAAAGUCCCCUUCACUUCUCAUCAGAACCAUCUAAAUCCCAGCAGGACACUGAGAGGGACAUAGGACGGACACAUGGGGAUCAGGACAAGUCCAAGGUGGCUGCUCCUAGACCUUUACCUCUUCCUCCUGUUGAAGGCAUAGCUGUGGGAGGGAGGAAGAGGAGUCGGAGGUGCACAGAGGCCAAAAAGGCGAGUGAAGCUGCAACCUCCACAUCAGUUAGUUCUUCUAAGGAUGGAUUCUUAGCGCUGCCACAGGAUCGUCCUCUGUCUGCCAGAGAGAGAAGAAGACUGAGGCAGUCCCAGGAGAGUGCCAGCAAACCAGGUGUUAGUGUAAGAAGGGCAUCUUAUAAUGUCAGCUCCACUAAGGACGAGCACUACAAUGCUCCCUAUACCAGAUCUGUUUCAGAUUCUAUCACUUGGACCGACUGCAAGCAAGAUAAGUUGCAGGAGCAAAGGUCAGAUGAAGACGAGUGCAGCUCAUCCACAAGUUCCACAGAACGUUCGGAGGGAGACUGCAGGGAAAGGAAGACUGAAUCCAGUGACAUGCAGGAUUUAGUCCACAUGAUGACCCAAACUUUGACAAUGGAUAAUGGAGAUGGUAUGAGCGAGGUGGACAAAGGCAGAUUCGGCUCUACUGCAUUGCCAGAAUUUAAACUGAACAGAAAGUACAGAGACACCCUGGUGCUUCAUGGAAAGGGUCGAGGGGAAGCAGAAAACUUGUCACUUGGCGAAAUACCAAUCGGCUCCACAUCUGGUCCCGCCAAAAUAAGGCGAGCCAUAGAGCAUCUGAGGACAGAUGUGGUGAAGGGCCUCGGGGUCAAGCUGCUGGACAGAGUCCUGGAAAUCAUGGAGGUGGAGGAUGACACCAAACGAGAACUUUGCCUCCGGGACCAGAUGGGGGAGGAGAAGUACAAAGCUUAUGCUGUGAUGGUGAGGCAGCUGAAAUUCUUUGAGGAUAUUGCCAUCAAGGUUUAGAGAAAAUGCUGUACUUACUGCGAGGGAGCAAACAUUUGCAUUUCCAUGACACCACAUGUAGGAAGAGGCAACAGAUCUCCAACAGGAAACGUUUGUCUUUGGGAGAAAUGUUUCAGCUUCCAAGUAGAAACUUGUAUAAAGUCAAUAUUGUUCAUGAAAAUGAAAUUGUUUCCUGCCAAAACACCAACCUGCUUGCGUGGCAUUGACACAUUCUUGCAUGCAAAUCAUUGAUGCUUGCAGGUUUUGUCAUGGAAUUGCCAUGUUACUGCUCUUGUGCAAGCAAUGAUAUGUUAAUGACUGUAAAGUUUUUUUUUUUUUUUAAACAUUCUUCAAACACAGAAUUUGUAAUUAUUCCUGUUAUUUUCAUGAUGUCUAUGCAAAGAAAUGAGUCAUGUUAAAGCACUCUUCUUUUUGUAGUUGGUACUCAUUUGUUUAUAAUGCAGACUAGAAUUUCAAUUGUCUUUGAAGAAACUAGAUUUCACUGUUAUUUUUAAUAAUAUUAUAUAGGUGCAUUGUAGAUAUUAACCUUUGAAUCUUUUCUAAUA